GUCAACACACCAGGUGCCGCUAGGGGGCGCGGGCGCUGGCGCUGACUUUCCUCUUUCACCGUCAGCCGAAGAAGCCAACAUGGCAGCCACUCUGAAGGGACCUGUAGCGGUUGAAGAUGUGUCUGUUACCUUCGAAGACCAGCAGAAGAUCAACAAAUUUGCCAGAAACACGAAUCGGAUGACGGAGCUGAAAAAUGAGAUAGAAGCAAAGAAGAAAUCGCUGCAGAACAUUCAGGAUGCCAGCGACGACCUGAUGAUGUUAGACGACGACUCUCUUCUGAUCCCUUAUCAAAUCGGAGACGUCUUCAUCAACCACAGUCAGGAGGAAGCGCAGGAGAUGCUGGAAGCUACAAAGGAAACACUGGAGCAGGAGGUCAAAGGCCUUGAAGAGCGAGUUUUGGCGAUACAGCAGGUGUUGGGCGAUCUGAAGGUGCAGCUCUACGCCAAGUUUGGUAACAACAUCAACUUGGAGGCAGAUGAAAGCUGAGCUGUGAAACGGACUUUGACGCCUGCUCCAACACGGACAUUCACGUGCAUCAGCUCCAACAGGGGCUCGAUCCGACGAAACAAACAUCGGAAUGGAUGGAUUCGGUUUAAAACUCACAAAGGAUGUGGCCGACUUUAGUUUUGGAAUGAAAUUCACAAAGGCAACAGUAAACACAUGAAUAAAUGCACAUAAUCUGUAAGUGGUCCCGUAUUUGAUGCUUUUUUUUUUAAUGAUUUUACUGUGGUGGUCUGACUGAAGUAAAGAAGAGAAGAAAAAAGA
Molecule: messenger RNA, 766 nt
Organism: Salarias fasciatus (jewelled blenny)
Lineage: Eukaryota; Metazoa; Chordata; Actinopteri; Blenniiformes; Blenniidae
Gene: pfdn4
Product: prefoldin subunit 4
Exons: 4
Coding region: 80-487 (135 amino acids)
Biological process (GO): protein folding
Cellular component (GO): cytoplasm; prefoldin complex
Source: RefSeq, a predicted model, not a curated record